GCAACACCUCCAUGAUCCGGACGAGUAGUUGCCAAGUAACACCAGCACGUACAGUACCAUGGCAUCCGGUGCUUCACGAACCGUCAGGUUUCAGAGCGACGUCGACGUGAAGCACUUCAGAGCGAGCCCCUUGGAGAGCCCGCAACCACCGUCGGCGGGCAGAAAGCGCAGCAGAUCCCAUGACCCGAGGCGGUGCUGGCCGGGAUCCCGUGACUCCCUGGAGAAACCGCACCCGCGCACGAGCGGCGGCAGGGCCCUCAAGGACAGGGUGCUGUCGCGGGCCUUCUCGGAGGAGCUGGAGUCGCUGAUGCACGCCGGCGGCGACCGCCACCUCUUCUUCUUCUUCGACCCGCGCGGGCAGGUGGUCCACCGGUGGCACAAGGUGUUCCUGGCCGCCUGCCUCGCGUCGCUCUUCGUCGACCCGCUCUUCCUCUACCUCACGGGGACGCGGCGGGACGCGUGCGUCGGCUUCGACUACUCGCUGGCGCUCACGCUCUCCAUGAUACGCUCGCUGCUGGACGUCUUCUACGCCGCGCACAUCGUCAUCCGCUUCCGCACCGCCUUCAUCGCGCCGUCGUCGCGGGUGUUCGGGAGAGGGGAGCUCGUCAUCAACCCGUACCAGAUCGCCAGGCGGUACCUUGCAUGGACCUUCUGGUUCGAUCUCUUCACCGCGCUACCACUGCCGCAGUUUGUGGUGUGGGUGGUGGUGCCGAAGCUGAGGGAAUCGGCAAUCACAAACAUGAAGAACGUGCUCCGCUUCAGCAUAAUUUUCCAGUACCUGCCGCGGCUGCUACAGAUCUUCCCGCUGACGAGGCGGAUCGUGAUGGCGACGGGGGUCAUGACCGAAAACGCCUGGGCCGGAGCAGCCUACAACCUCAUACUCUACAUGCUAGCCAGCCACGUGCUGGGAGCACUGUGGUACCUCUUCUCGGUGCAGCGGCAGGAGUCGUGCUGGCGGCAGGCGUGCCGCGUCGAGGGCCCGCCGUGCCAGGACAUCUUCUUCGACUGCGCAAGCACGAGCACGGUGGUGAGCAGCAACCGGAACCGGAGCGUCUGGUACGCGCUCACCAACGUCACCAGGCUGUGCGCCCCCGGCAACAACGGCUUCUACCAGUUCGGGAUCUUCGGCGAGGCGGUGGACGCGCAGCUCACCACCUCCUCCUUCACGCACAAGUACUUCUACUGCUUCUGGUGGGGGCUCAAGAACCUCAGCUGCCUGGGCCAGAACCUCAACACCAGCCUCUCCAUCGGCGAGAUCAGCUUCGCCAUCGUCAUCGGCGUCCUCGGCCUGGUGCUCUUCGCGCUGCUCAUCGGCAACAUGCAGUCCUACCUCCAGGCCACCAUGGUGCGGCUGGAGGAGUGGCGGACCAAGCGCACGGACAUGGAGCGCUGGAUGCAGCACCGCCAGAUCCCGCAGCCGCUCAAGGAGUGCGUCCGGCGCUACCACCAGUACAAGUGGGUGGCCACCCGCGGCGUCGACGAGGAGGCGCUGCUGGAGGACCUCCCCAUGGACAUCCGCCGCGACAUCAAGCGCCACCUCUGCCUCGACCUCGUCCGCCGGGUGCCGCUGUUCGACGAGAUGGACGAGCGCAUGCUGGAGGCCAUCUGCGAGCGCCUGCGCCCGGCGCUCUACACGCGCGGCACGCGCCUGGUGCGGGAGCUGGACCCCGUCGACUCCAUGCUCUUCAUCAUCCGGGGCCACCUCGACUCCAACACCACGCAGGGCGGGAGGUCCGGCUUCUUCAACUCGUGCCGCAUCGGGGCGGGGGAGUUCUGCGGGGAGGAACUGCUCACCUGGGCGCUCGACCCGCGGCCCGCCGAGGCGCUGCCGAGGUCCACGCGCACCGUGCGCGCCGUCUCCGAGGUCGAGGCCUUCGCGCUCGUCGCCGAUGACCUCCGCUUCGUCGCCUCGCAGUUCCGGCGACUGCACAGCGCGCGCAUCCGCCACAGGUUCCGAUUCUACUCCCACCAGUGGCGCACAUGGGCGGCGUGCUUCAUCCAGGCCGCAUGGCGCCGCCACAAGCGCCGACGCGCGUCCAUGGAGCUCAGGGUGCGCGAGGGCGGCAGCGACGCGUGGCCGGGAGGGAGCGUCAGGCGCCGUCGACACAGUUGCGACGGCAAGGCGCUCAAGAAACCCACGGAGCCGGAUUUCACGGUGGAGCAAGAGGACUGAAAUGUUUCUUGCUUUGCUUUCUGAGCUGGCAACGGCGUCAUUAGUUUCCGCAAAAGUCAAAACUUCACAAACUUUGAUCAAAAUUAUUUGAAAAAAUAUCAAUAUCUAUAAUAUCAACCAUACAUCAUA
Messenger RNA from Triticum urartu, 2302 nucleotides. RefSeq names its product protein CNGC15b. Gene Ontology annotation, biological process: transmembrane transport; monoatomic ion transport. Gene Ontology annotation, molecular function: monoatomic ion channel activity. The record is from RefSeq and is a predicted model, not a curated record. NCBI's taxonomy places the organism in Eukaryota, Viridiplantae, Streptophyta, Magnoliopsida, Poales, Poaceae. Gene Ontology annotation, cellular component: membrane.